GACUGAUCGAUAAUGGUGUUUAGCAGUAGGCUACUGGUUUUCUUCUUUCCGGCCACCCGUUCACUUAUUUUCGAACUACUUUUUCGGUCCAAAUGACUUUGGACUCAAUCGCCCAGCCAACACGAAUUCAAACCUGCCCGAAGAAAGAAGCCCGUACCGGUUGGUGACCGCCUACAUAUUUGUCCUCAUAUCUCUCCCUUUUGGCUCAUUCUACACGUACGCUGAAAUCCAAGCAGCCUUUCUCUCUCUCGCGCGCGCGCGUUCUUCCUCUCCCCUUUCUUCUUCGAAUUUCAGAGCAGUUGGUGAUGGCGCCGCAGAAGGUGAUCUUGAAGGUUUCUUCUAUGAGUGAUACGAAAAUGAAGCAGAAAGCAAUGGAAACUGUUGCAGAUAUCUAUGGUAUCGACUCCAUAGCCGCCGAUCAUAAAGAUCAAAAGAUGACUGUAAUAGGUGAAGUUGACACCGUCGAGAUCGCCAAGAAGUUGAAGAAAUUCGGGAAGGUCGAUAUCAUAUCGGUUGGGCCCGCCAAAGAAGAGAAGAAGGAUGAUAAGAAAGGGGACAAAAAGUGAUCAGACUUCUUUAGUUUCAGGCCUUCAGAUGAAUAUACUGUGUUCUUCUGAUGGCGUGUACACUUGGGCUAUGUAUAAAUUGAGGAGGGGGUUAGAUUCAAGGGUGUAAAGUUUUGGCAUGUCGCAUCGGAUAUUAUAUAGGGUGUCAUAUGGUGUGUUCAGACACUAAUAAAAAACUAAUUACAGAA
This is a messenger RNA of Oryza sativa Japonica Group (Japanese rice), 754 nucleotides long. RefSeq names its product heavy metal-associated isoprenylated plant protein 39. Lineage: Eukaryota; Viridiplantae; Streptophyta; Magnoliopsida; Poales; Poaceae. Gene Ontology annotation, molecular function: metal ion binding. The record is from RefSeq and is a predicted model, not a curated record.